GCACUCUGGCGGCGAACAGCGGAGAUAGCUCAAGGGGGAGUGAGGAACCGCCAUUCUGCCCGGGAUAUAGUAACUGUACACUUGUGCCUGUGUGUUAUGCUUGUGAAUACUUUGUCCCCUUCGCCUUGACACCUCGGAGUGCCACAGAUUGUCCGUAUUUUUGUUGUUGCUGCUGUUUCCGUUGCUGCCUUCGUCGUCGCCACCGCCGCCGCUGCCGCCUCUACUACUAUAGACAAAGUUGCUGCUACUUCGAUUGUUGCUGUCUCUACAUUACACCCCAAAACCGUAAUAUGGACCGUUCGCUGUAGCCACGUAAACCAUCCACACCUACAAGAAGAACGCGUCUCAAUAACCAGGCGGGCAGAGUGGCUUUGUAUGGUGUAGCAAUGGCGCCCUCGGCUGUGAACCGCCCUUUGGUCAAGCUCAACGAUACUUCCUUACACUUCAGGCGAAAACCCCACAUCUCUCAGGUGAUUGUGUGUACCUCAGCUGAGACGAUCGACGUGACCUGUAUCACAGGAUAUGAGUUUUCGACCAAGAAACCGAACAUCAGAAUGGUGUUCAUACCUGACAUCCAGAUAUACAACAAGAUACCAAAUCUUUUCGAAAGUGACUCACGCACAGCUGUGAGCUUCCUCCUCGAACUCCUGAAAACGGCUUGCGUCAAGGCUUUAAGCUACGAGGAGGUGCAGAGUCUCAGAGAAGAGAAGUUUGACUUAAUCCUCGUGCAAGCUGUAGGCAGCGAGUGUUUUUUGUCGUUUGUCCAUGAACUGAAGGUUCCAUUUAUCUUCGUCAACCCAAACAAGGCUGUCGGAAUGUACGCCCCUUUAUCAGGAACUCCAGCCUUCCCUUCCCUGACCACUGGCUUCUUCAUCGACUUGGAGUAUCCGCUCACAUUCACGGGACGCAUGAUCAGCACUCUCUACAACAUUCAGUUCACAGCGUACUACGAUUGGUCCAUAGUUUCGAGUCAAGAUGCAGAGUGUCGUGCGCGUCAGCUGUGUGCUAAGGACAUGCCCAGCCUGCUGCAGCUCAGACUUAACAGCAGCCUUUUCAUCACCAAUAGCGUGAAGACAAUGGAGAUCCCAACUCUGCCUUACACGCCUACAGUGGUGCACGCUGGAGGUAUGCAUUGUCGACCUGCCAAGCCACUCCCUCAGGACCUGCAGCAGUGGAUCGCCGGCGCUGGAGAGUCUGGGUUUAUUUUCUUCAGUUUGGGGAGUCUCGUCAAACCCUCCACCAUGGACGAAAAAUACAGGAAGGUGUUAGUGGAGGUGUUCGGGUCCCUACACCAGCGGGUUCUGUGGAAGUGGGACGAGAACACCAUGGAGGGCCUCCCACCCAACGUGCGACUGUCCAAGUGGCUCCCGCAACAGGAUAUUCUCGGUCAUCCACAGCUUCGACUCUUCAUAACACAUGGGGGUCUGUUAAGUCUCCAGGAGGCCACAUACCAUAGUGUGCCAGUGCUGGGUAUGCCAGUCGCUAUGGAACAAAAUGAAAACAUGCGGAUGGUGGAGCGAGAGGGAUGGGGUCGUACCCUUUACUGGGAGGACCUCACUAAUGAUAACUUCCGUAACCGCAUCCUGCAGGUCAUGGACGAUCCUAUCGUGCGAAAGGAAGUGGAAAAGCGAAACAGAAUAAUGCAUGACCAGCCAAUGUCGCCAGGCGAUUGGGCCUCCUACUGGGUGGAGUAUGUUCUUCGACACCAAGGAGCAGUCCACCUUCGAUCCCCUGCCGGCCAGGUCCCGUGGUACGAGCUGUACAACGUGGACGUGUGGGCGGUAUUGGUGGUGGUGACUGUGCUGACUUUGGGACUAACUUCUUGGGUCUUCUAUAGAGUCUUUCUAGCACUGGUGCAUUGUUGUUGUGGCCCAAGGAAGACUAAGAAAGAGUAAGUAAACCCUCAGCACGCCACUCUUCUCACUACAUACAUAAUGCGGCUCAAGAGGAACGAUUGUAUUCGGAAAUACAUUGUUUUACAUUA
This is a messenger RNA of Scylla paramamosain (green mud crab), 1984 nucleotides long. Its product is annotated as UDP-glycosyltransferase UGT5-like. The record is from RefSeq and is a predicted model, not a curated record. The transcript has 14 exons. NCBI's taxonomy places the organism in Eukaryota, Metazoa, Arthropoda, Malacostraca, Decapoda, Portunidae. Gene Ontology annotation, molecular function: UDP-glycosyltransferase activity. The coding region runs from base 387 to 1895 and encodes 502 amino acids.